Ruditapes philippinarum (Manila clam) is the source of this 1744-nucleotide messenger RNA. RefSeq lists its product as uncharacterized. Gene Ontology annotation, biological process: signal transduction. NCBI's taxonomy places the organism in Eukaryota, Metazoa, Mollusca, Bivalvia, Venerida, Veneridae. The record is from RefSeq and is a predicted model, not a curated record.
ACGGUGCGAUACGGAAUUUAGUUAAGCUAGUAAACCAGGAAGUAAACCGGAACUCCAACGACAACAAACAUCGGUCGGCAGCAUGACUUUUAUUCCUUUUUGACAUGCAAAUGAAUUGUUAUAAUUCAAUCCAUUUUAUCAGGUUUGUGAUAAUCUAAAAUUAAAACCUCUACAAAAGUUUAUUAAUUCAUUGCCCUGGAGUCAAAAUUGGCCAACCUUGAGCAUCACCUGUUGAAAGAGACUGGUAAAGGUCUAAUUCCGUAUGGUAAAAAAUGUAUCAAGAUAAAUUGUAAUGGGUGCUGGUGCAUCGAUACCAGAACUCCCAGAGGCUACUUUAGCGUCUAUCACACUAUCUAGCACGUCAGAAACCAGUAGUGGUUACCAUAGCUACACAGAAGAUAAAGACACUAUUACCAAGUUGCCAUCUAUACAACAUCAGACCAAAGUCAUGGCAAAGCGCCCUCUAGCAUCGAGACCAUCUUUGAUUAUAGGGGCCAUAACUAAGCAGCAACAAGAUAAAGAGGAGGAACUAGAGAAAAAAAAUGUACUCAAGACACCGGAACUGAGGAAGGUGUUCGAGGGAUUUGAACAAUGUAAAAAAUUUCUUACAGAUGCCUCUAAAAGAAAUGAAAAAUUUUAUGAAUCACUCAAUCACAUGCUUCAAGACAAUAUGAUUAAAAUAUUCACAAAGUUUGACAAAGAUGAGCAGCGUAUGGUGAUGGCUAAUAGAUUAGCCAGAAUCAACAUUGUCGGAGCAUUGGUUGAUUACUAUAACUUUGUGUAUGAUGACCUUGAUGUGGAUGGAAUAAACACUGGAUUUGUUGAGGAGGUGAAAGAAAAAGAGGCCCAGUAUCCGGGUGACCAUGGCUCUCUUCUGGUCCUCACAAUUCGUGAAAUACUUUGGAACUAUUCGGAUAGCAGUCAUACAUUUUCCGAGAAGAUUUCACAGACUGACUUGUUCCAUAAACUUGCACAUGAUCUAGAUAUUAUUAGAGAAGAUGAUCUUGCGGAUAUGGCGACAAUUGAAGACAUGGAUUUGUUUGCUUUUAACUCAGCUGUAGGAAUUCUACAUAACUGUGCUAGAAACCCGGACAUUGAUAAAGAGAUAUUCAGGAGACUUAAACUCACAGAGUUGCUGCAUCCAUUCUUAAAGUCUACUGUUUAUGUAAAGAUGAUAACAUUGUUGGCAUUAGGAAACAUUAUAACAGAAGAAGAGGUGUCGAAGCUUGCAGCAGAGGAAGACGUGAUUGAUUUCCUCCUUAAAGCCAUCGUCAAGGCCCUUAACUCUGCUGACAAGAAAGAGCACGGUUUUCACUUGACUGAACUAGUUGAUGGGCUGGCAGCUAUGGCUCAAAGUGACACCAAUAAAUCUAAGAUCAUGUCUAAAGAGAAUCUGCUACAAACUCUUGUCAAGAUAAUCGAGGGAAAAGUUACCACGGAGGUUCUUGCUUGCGUAAAGUUAGUUUGGGAACUGGCUUUCUUGUCCAAUAAUAAGGUCGCAAUAAAGAAAAAUAAAUUAUUAAUGACAACCUUGGAUUCACUGCGUAAAAAUGAAGACGCGGAUGUUCGGACAGCUGCAAAUAGUGCUUGGUUUGUUCUAGUUGAUAAAGAUGAGAGACUUCAUCAUGAAGAGGUCAACCAGAAAUCUUUAAAGAAGAAGUCUCCUGUUGGAGGUCAGGCUACACCAAAAGGAAAACACAUCAUGUUCAGUUACUGUUGGAGAGAUAAGGAGACUGUCCUGAAG